Molecule: messenger RNA, 812 nt
Organism: Caenorhabditis auriculariae
Lineage: Eukaryota; Metazoa; Nematoda; Chromadorea; Rhabditida; Rhabditidae
Source: the annotation of a GenBank genome assembly
AUGAGAAUUCGGCGAUUCAAAGGAAAUGUCAUCCAUCUUCCGAAAUGUGCCAAUUCAUUCCCACUGACCUCAGGCAAGUUGGCACCUGAAGUCGGACCGGAGCGAGAUCCGGCGACCGUCGGACCGCCCCUUCCGCUCAGGCUCCGCCCAUAGAAAUCCGCAUAAAUAGCAGCCUCCGAAGGAGUCCGCAACCGUUCUCUGAACCUCAAGUCAGUCAUGAACCCUGCUCCAGCUCUUUCCGGAUCUGCUCCAGCUGCUGCUGAUUCUCUCAAGACUCCUGUUCGACCGGAGUUCCGUCUUGCCGAAGCUACUCGCACUUCGACGGCGCCUAUUCGAAAGCGAUCUCGCAAUUCUAUGGGUUCGUUUAUUCUCUUCCCGUUCUUUGAUUAACCUGAUUGAUUUGCAGGUGAAGAAGCCAGGAACCUUCCUUGUCCAGUUCUCGACUUCAACAUCUGCGAUUCUCCACAGAAGAAGGCCGCGAAGGCCGAAGACGUGGUUCUGGUCGUCGUCGAGCAGCCGGCUCCAAUCGUCGUCGAGCAGCCAGCUCCAGUCAUCGUCGAGCAGCCAGCUCCAGUCGUCGUCGAGCAGCUCGUUCCGGACGUCGUCGAACAACUGGCUCCAGAGGUCGUCGAGCAGCCGACGUCUCCAGCCAGAAGCUGCAUUCGUCCAGCGGGAUUGAGACGACUCUCGUGGGCUCCAGUCAGGACGCCAGUUCGGUUCUCGAAGAAGAGUAAGUUUCCCCUCUGACGUCUUCUGAUUCUAAUCAAUUUCUUCUUCCAGAUGACGUCGUCCACCGUCGCCUGAGCCUCUGA